AUGGCGGCCGCGCAGUGGUACGUAGCAGCGCAGGGACUGGCCGUAUAAGCCGUAUUGUCCCGCGGCCCGCGGGUCAACCGAUCGCCGCUUUCGUAUCCGAUGGCAGUCCCGAGCGAUGACGCGAUGGUGAAUAGCACGGCCGCAGACGCCUCGGGACGGCUCGUGGGCGACGAGUGCCGCAUCUGCCUCAAGUCCUGCACGGAGGCAUGCCAGCUCUUCCGCGACGGCGGUAUAUCGGAGAAGCUGAUGGCCCUCGCCGCCGUGCAGGUGGAGGAAGGAGACGGUCUGCCAGCUUAUAUCUGUUUGGCUUGCAAUCAUUUGCUUGACGUGUCCUACGACUUCCGAUGCCAGAUUCAGAAUUCCGACGUGAGGCUACGGCAGAUCCUGAAGCUACAGGUUCAGCCUAUGCUGCAAGAUAAACAUGCGAAAGAUGCCAUGAUAAUCAAGGAUAUCGCAGAUGCCGUAUCCGACGUAGUGUCUUGUAAAAAAGAUAAUCACGUCUUAGAGCAGGAUAUUUAUGUCUCGUCUCAUGAUAUUGUUAUGUUCGACAGUACUGCCGUUCAGUCUGAUGCGGUGAUUAACGAUGAAUCUCACAUAAGUCACAAGUUUAUGGAAAAGACGGAGGAAAUUGUAGAGCCAAGUGAAAAGGAUGCGCUGCUGCAUGUUAAAGAGAAUGUACAUAACGAGGUAAUUCAAGUGUCCUUGUGUCAUGAGGCACAUAUGGAUGAUGCGAUUGCCGAUCAUUCGGAUCGACUGUCCAGUUCAACAACAGAGGACAGAUGCGUCAAGCAAGAGGAAUUGAUGAUACCUGAAGAUAAUGAGACAUCGGGAAACUUAAUGGACGAAAAUCGGGAAGACACAUUGAAGAUUGAAGUUAGGAAUGACAUGUUGGAGAACUUCAAUGACCACGACGUGACGAAGGAGAUGCUGGAAACGGACAAUCAGGACGCGAAAGGCGUCGCGAACUGCAGCGACGACGAGGAGAAGCCGCUCAUAAGCAGGACCAGACAGAAGUGCCUGUACUGCAUCAAGUCGUUCGCGACGAAGGUGGCGUUGCAGCGGCACAUGAACGUGCACAAGCACAAGACAAAGCUGCGUUACGUGUGCGUCGUGUGCGACAAGCAGUUCUCGAAUAUCGACAAGUUGAAAAGCCACAUGCUCACGUGCCACGAGACCCAGGCGACCCAGGAUGGUAAAGCGACGCAGGACGACAAGAAGGUGAAUAAAGUGUCGGCGAAAGUCACUAGAAGCGGCAACCAUGUGGUGGUGGUGGACGGCACGAGGGAGGAGAAGAAGAACUUCAAGUUCACGUGCAAGGUCUGUGCGAAGCAAUUCAUAUAUCAGAAAUCCUUUGUGUCUCACGCCAAGAGCCAUCCCGAGUACAAUAUGGACAACACCGAGGACGUGCACGAUCAGUCCGCGAAUAAUAUGACGAGCGAGCAGAAAGAGAGGAUGCCAAUGUUCAGGGAAAACGAGUCCGAGGAAGAGGAGGAGGAGGAGGAUGACGACGACAGUGAUUUGCCGAUCGAAAGUUUACAGUGUACUCAGUGUGGCAAGCUUUUCGCUACGAAGAGGAAUCUGAAGAGGCACAUCUCGACGCAUAGCGGCUUGAAGUUCAACUGCUCGACGUGCGGGAAAGGAUUUUCGAGGAUCGACAAGCUGAAGGAUCACGAGCAAUCGAAACACAAAGAGGAAAUAUUCGGCAACACCGACGACGAGGACGAUGACGAGGAGGAUAACGAGAGCAAAGUCAACGAGAAUUCCGAGAAUCGAAAGAAGGACCGACACAACAGGCCGCACAAGUGCGCGCUCUGUCCAAAGGCGUUCGCGCAGGCUCAAUCUCUGGCAAACCACGUGGAGAGGCAUAAACGGGUAAAGGACACGCAGAAACGGUUUCUCUGCGAGAAAUGCAGCAAAUGUUUCGCUCAGAGUGGCUCGCUGGUGGCGCAUAUGCGCACGCACACCGGCAUCAAGCCGUACGUGUGCAACGUGUGCGAGCGUGCCUUCACCAAGAGCACGUAUCUGCAGCUGCAUCUGCGAACUCACAGCGGUGAGAAACCGUACAUCUGCCAGUACUGCAGCAGGGCGUUCGCCCGGGCCAACACCCUGGCGCGGCACAUCACGAUGCACACCGGCGAGGCCAAGUAUCACUGCAACAUCUGCACCAAGUCCUUCCGACGGUUGACCUCGCUGAACGAGCACACGUACACGCACACCGGUCAACGGCCGUACGCGUGCAAGCUCUGCACAAAGAGGUACAAUAACGCCGGCUCGCUGUACGCUCACACGAAGAAGUGCAGGGCGCAGCAGUUGUCCAGCUCGACGACGACCGCGUUCGCGGUGUCCACGGCGGACAGCGCGCCGCAGCAGAACGACGCGUCCAUGCCCCAACUGCUGAUCUAUUCCCAGAGGAAGUUGGAAGAGGCGACCGUCGGUCAGGUCGUGUCCACGCCGCAGUACAUGGUAACAAAUGUGCACAAUCAAAAAACGGUGCCAGCCAACGUGAUCCAACCGUUCACUGUCGAGGACCCGAAUGUGUAUAAUUCAAAACAGUUUAAGAACUCGUAUUACGCUAUUUAUCCAAACAUGCAAUAGUGCGUCAAUGCGUCAAUCACGUCCGAUUGCCGAAUUGAUUGUCUUCGCCCAGUGAUUUUGUUCCAUAUUAAAAAUUACACUGACAAUCUGAGAUAUUACGAUACGAAGAAAGAAUCGGGAAAGAGAGAGAUGAACAAUGUUCUGUCAGUGGAUCUAGGAAGCUCAAGAAAUAUGUUAAAUAAUGCAGUGUUAAAUAAUGUUUAAAAUUGCUUACUAUACAUGGAGAGAGAGAGAAGAGAUUUUGUGACUAAUUCGAAAGUCGAAGAUUGAAUUCAUUAACAAAUCAAAAACAUAUUUUUCAUUUGAAUAUGAAAGAUUUCAAUCUAUUGAUUAAGAGUUAUAGUAUACACGUUACUAUGAAAGAAUUCGCCGAAUGGCGCUUAUCUUUGAAUAUCGGACAUGUGAGUGCAGUAGUGUUUCACGGAUGACUCAGGUUAUAGAAAUUAGAAGGUCUCGAUAUAACAAUGUACAAAAUAUAAUGAAAAAGAAUGAUGUUGAAAUUAAAAGAAGUUAGAGAUAUCGGUAAUCUACAUAAAAUUUGUAUUAGAGGUACGCAAAUCGCAAGGUUUUUUUGACGAUGAAUUGAAUUGAAUUUUCCUUUAUUCGAAUCCGAAUCGGACAAAAUUCUAUCCUAAUCGAAUCUUUGAAACAUAACUUGUAAUUAACAACAUAAUUAUUGUUAAGUUGAAUUUUAAUUACAAGGUGUUCCUUAAGUGUACUCGUACAUUGCCAUACUCAAGGAGGCAAUUCUUUGGUGUUUUCUUAGAUUCGAAAUUUUUUAAUAGUUCGGAUUCGAGUCAUAGAGAUUCAAAUCCUAAUCGAAUUGAAUCGUACUUGAUUCGAUUCAAUUCGAUUCGUAUUUAAAGAGCAUCUCUCUAAUUUGUAUAAAUAAAUUCAUGGGCAUGAAGCUAGAAUGACUGGACUGAUUCGUAUUAUUAAAUGAAAAGAAUAAGAUUUAGUAAAUAUAAUCUUGAUUACGUUAUGUUAUUAACUUAGCUUUGAAUGUGUCAAACAAAGGGCGAUAUAUUUCCAAAUAAUCUGAAAUAAUGUAAAUAAUAAAAAAAUAUAUAUAUUUUUGUAAUAUCUA
Molecule: messenger RNA, 3682 nt
Organism: Wasmannia auropunctata (little fire ant)
Lineage: Eukaryota; Metazoa; Arthropoda; Insecta; Hymenoptera; Formicidae
Product: zinc finger protein 615-like
Exons: 3
Coding region: 100-2595 (831 amino acids)
Biological process (GO): regulation of transcription by RNA polymerase II
Cellular component (GO): nucleus
Molecular function (GO): DNA-binding transcription factor activity, RNA polymerase II-specific; zinc ion binding; RNA polymerase II transcription regulatory region sequence-specific DNA binding
Source: RefSeq, a predicted model, not a curated record